CUUCCCUGUCUCAGCAGAGUGUCCUGGAUGCUCCUGCUGCUGCUGCCACACCAGUUUCAGCCCCACCACCAAAGUGAGACCACUGCACUGCAGGCAACAAGGAAGCCAUCCUGGUGGCCUUUUAAACUCUUCAAGGGUAAAAACCGGGUCAGUCCAGCAUCCAGCUGUGAGACAUCAAAACAAACAGACCCCAAAAAUGCAGCAGGUGGAACUAAUUCCAGAUCCAGCAGCGCUCUUGAGGAUUGCAAUGAGGACAGUCUGAGAAUCGACUACAACACAUACAAGUUGAUUCAACUGGUGAACAUUUUGUGUGCAAAUAUGCCAGCAGAUGAAGACUCGCAUGCACGCAUAUUGGAGGAAAUUGAGAAACGGCUGCAAUGGGACGACAUGGCUACCAGGUGAAAUUUCCUUUAAAAUUCCAAAUCUGAAUGUGUUUUGACUGCUUUGGGUUUCCAAACAUCGGAAACAGCUGCUAUAUGAACUCCUGCCUUCAGACCUUCCUCAGCCUGCAGGAUUUUAUGAGCGAUAUCAGCUGUCAAGAGGAUUUGUGGAGUUCAGUUCCCGGAGCUCAACUCUUAAGGCGAUUUACUGACAUCAAGGACUGCCGUGAGUCAGAAGAUUACAGUGUGAAACUCGGCCACCUGUGCACCUUUAAAAAUACAUUUGCCAUGUAUGCACCUGAUUACAAUGACGAAGAAGAGAAAGAUGCUCACGAGUUCUUAACACUGCUGCUGGAUCAGUUCCAAAUGAUGUCCCCUGAGCUGCAGAUGACGGCAGCUCUCCUGGGCGAAAGUUACACCUGCCCAGUGGAAGGCCAUUUUGUUUUCCACAUGGAAAACGUGAGAACAUGCAAGAGCUGUGGAGCCGAGACAUCACACCAGAAGUUCACAAGUUUAUCUCUAGACCUCGUUGUGGAAGGCUCCAUUAUGGACAUGUUAGAGGCUUCCCUGCAGGAAAAAGUGUUGGAGUUUAAGUGUGGGUGCGGAGGGACGACAUCCGGACUGAAGUCGUCACAUGACCUGCGCAGUUUCCCAACUGUGGUUCACUGAUCCUCGGGGGGUUCACAACAAAAUACUUCAGCAAUCCUUUUCUUAAAGCUUCUGUUUCUGUUUGAUACUCAUU
This is a messenger RNA of Archocentrus centrarchus (flier cichlid), 1122 nucleotides long. Its product is annotated as ubiquitin carboxyl-terminal hydrolase 37-like. The coding region runs from base 429 to 1049 and encodes 206 amino acids. Gene Ontology annotation, cellular component: cytosol; nucleus. Gene Ontology annotation, biological process: protein deubiquitination; G1/S transition of mitotic cell cycle. Gene Ontology annotation, molecular function: cysteine-type deubiquitinase activity. The transcript has 11 exons. The record is from RefSeq and is a predicted model, not a curated record. NCBI's taxonomy places the organism in Eukaryota, Metazoa, Chordata, Actinopteri, Cichliformes, Cichlidae.